AUGAACACUCACCAUUCACGAAAAGAAGAGAUUGAUCGUCUUUUUGCUGAUCUAUCGCCAUGGGAUAUCAUAUAUCUCCGCAAAAAGAUUGAAGCCACGACAAUCACGCUCGCUGGUUUCCAAGAUCUCCCACCAGAGCUUAUUUGCACGGUUCUUUUGUACCUCGAUUUCGACGAUUAUCGAUGCUGCACAAGGGUGUGCCGGAAAUGGAGGGAGUUAUGGGCACAAGGAAUCGUUUUCCGUCAAGCGCUACGCCAAUUCUUUCCAGGUCUUCAAUUGGCUUAUCCGGAUAUAUCACCCCAAAACCUCUAUGCGCGUCAGGUACAGAAACAUGUCAAAUGGCGACAACCUUACUGCAGUUUCACUUGGAUCCCAUGGAACUUGGGCGCAAGCGAUAACUUCAUCGAUCUUCCCGAAUACGCUCAACCUGCAAGGCAAAGUACUCAUGUGCCAUGGCGCUCCCACUACAACAAUGGCAAGUUGGCAUGGCAGUCUUCCCAACGCACCUUUAUUAUCGAUGAUCUCCAAACGCGGCAGAGACUACGAUUCAUUCCACCCGGAAGUGCCAUGACGGGUGCAGAGUUUCAAGCCGUUGGUAUGAGCGACAAGCUUCUCGUUCUGCUUGAGAUGGAACCAAGGAUGCGGAAGAUACAUAUCGUCCAUUUAGAAACACGCGAAUGGAAGCAACUCACCCUGCCGACCGCCCUUCAACAGGCGUAUUUGGAGUCAACGGUCGUGUAUCUUGUGACACAGACUGCACUCAUGUAUUUUGCUUGGGGCGGGAUACUCAAGCAACUUGAUAAGGCAAAGCUUGAGCGCCCUAUUGGCACCACGCACAUGUUCGGAGGCCAGCCCAAGGUUCUACCGCAUCCUACGAUGGACAAUGUGGCGUUUGUAGUCAGAGCGUUUUCCAAUAACUAUGGAGAUGAACGUCUAUGCAGCUUUGUUGUGACCAAGUUUGAAGACGGCAAGGCCACUUGGCAUUCCACAGAAUCCAUAGCAAACCCACUGCAGAAUCCCCAGCCAGACUGCCACGACUAUUCUUGGGCCACGGUGUCGUUCAUCUGCAAAAGGUCUGACAAUCACGGCACCUUUUGCAUCGGGCUGUAUCGCAUUCAAAGAUCAGAAACAAGUCGACUCGAGCUAUGCCCAUGCUGUGAACCACGAACAAGAAGAGGAGAUUGGGGUGCUGUCACAUUCAAUGUUUUGACGCAGAAUUUUCGGCAGCAUGAAUACUUGUCGACGCGCCUUGAUGUUCUCUGGGAUGCAGACAACAGGAAUCAGCUGGUGGACCGGAACCUGCUGAAGUUGGAGAAUGUGCAUCUGUGGAAUGAUGACCUGGUAUUGGCAGCGGGCAAGAUGUCUGAUGACCAGAAAACGGACAUUUAUCUCCAAACACUUCAUCCUGUUGGAAGUCAUCAGGCGCCAUCACCACAGUGGGCGCCAGUACGCAUCACGUGUAUACUUCAAGCUGGCGGGAUCGAGGUGUUCCAAGAUGAUGACUUUCUAAUUCUUCCUACACUAGGUGGUUUGACUAUUUACCAACCAUCAACAACACCCUCGGAUGGUAUUAUUAUUGAUGACAGCUGGGAAUUAUCCCAAGUGGCGCAUGUGCAACUGCUGUACUCGUUGGUCAGCAUGUCGGAAAUGCUGGAGCUGAAGCAUAAUGAGAUGGGAUGCGGGCUGACAACACGAAACGAGAGAAGCAGAGGACGACCAGACUCACCUCAGAUUGUUCAUUCUGUGGAUCAAUGGUCUCCCUACCCUAUUGAUGCAGUAGACUUUGAGUAUUACUACGACUGA
Fusarium pseudograminearum CS3096 is the source of this 1803-nucleotide messenger RNA. RefSeq lists its product as uncharacterized. The transcript is spliced from 3 exons. NCBI's taxonomy places the organism in Eukaryota, Fungi, Ascomycota, Sordariomycetes, Hypocreales, Nectriaceae. The record is from RefSeq and is a predicted model, not a curated record. Gene Ontology annotation, molecular function: protein binding. The coding region runs from base 1 to 1803 and encodes 600 amino acids.